Galleria mellonella (greater wax moth) is the source of this 7633-nucleotide messenger RNA. RefSeq names its product eukaryotic translation initiation factor 2-alpha kinase (gene PEK). Gene Ontology annotation, biological process: protein phosphorylation. The coding region runs from base 142 to 2940 and encodes 932 amino acids. Gene Ontology annotation, molecular function: protein binding; protein kinase activity; ATP binding. The record is from RefSeq and is a predicted model, not a curated record. The transcript is spliced from 15 exons. NCBI's taxonomy places the organism in Eukaryota, Metazoa, Arthropoda, Insecta, Lepidoptera, Pyralidae.
CGUGGACCAGUGGAUUGUUUCUACUGUGUAAGGUUUCUCGUUCAAGUUUUUCGUACUUUGUAAUUAUUAUAAGUUUUGUAACAUAAAUAAAUACCGAUUUUUCGGUUUGAUGAUGUCCAAAAUUUAUUUAGCAAUAAUAAAAUGUCGGAUUGGUACUGGAAAAUCAUAGCCUUGACGGCGGCAUUCGUAUUAACAUGUUUUAUAUCGUAUAUUCGAACGGAUGAUAAUAUCCAGAGGUUACCCUUCUGUAAUCCACAUAAUGUAAAAAACGGCGUUCCAGUUAGUAAUGAUUUGGUCAUAGUGAGUACAUUAGAUGGCAGAUUGACAGCAUUCUCUACAGAUGAUGGCACAAAAGCAUGGGACUUGCAAACUCAACCAUUAUUGUCAUCAAAUCUACACCAUGUUGAGUUAACAUCUGGAGGGAAAUGGGUGCGACUGGUGCCGUCUCUUCGAGGUGCACUGUACAGCUUGAGUGGGGAGACAAUAGAGCCACUGCCUUUUGAUGCUGAACAACUGCUAUCAUCAUCCUUCAAGUACUCCGAUGACCUUGUUAUAGCUGGUGCCCGCGAGACGCUAUGGCUAGGCGUGGACGCGAACACGGGCGGCGUGGUGUACGAGUGCGGGUCGAGCGGCUGCAGCAGCGAGCAGCAGACGGCCGGCGCCGGGCUCGACGUGCUGGUGCUGCGCCGCCACUCCAGCACUGUACGCGCGGUUGAUCCGCGCCACGGCCACGAGAAAUGGAACUUCAGUGUGGCAGAGCAUCAAUUAGCGCUGAGUCGGCGGGAAUGUAUAGGCCCCAGUGGACCCGCCUCGCCGGUCACUGUGGGGGUCGCGCUACCUGAGGGUGUAGUCGCUAUUCGCCGCCCUGGGGAAAAAGAUGUACUUUGGAGGCAGAAGCUGGAGGCGCCCGUAGCCAGCAUGUGGCGGCUGCAGGGCGGCUCGCUGCAGCACAUCGACGUCGUGUGGGAGGCCGCGCGGGCCCUCGCCCGGCCCGCCGCCGCCGCCGCCUCGCCUCCCUCCUUGUAUAUCGGCCUGCAUAAUAACCAGCUAUAUGUGCAAGAGAGUCUAGCAUACACCCAAAAACUAGAGACGUCGGUGUCGAGCCGCCCAUUGCCGUGGAAGAUGCUUCAGUCGCGACCUCUGAUAGAGGGUGACGAGAGAGGACUGUCGGUACAGGAGCCCGACUCUAACACGCUGUCUUUAAUUACGCUAUACGGCAAUACGGGACAGGCGGGCAGCCACGGCUUCUUCCUCUACCUCCAAGAGACAUGUGACCAAGCAGUUCAAGUCUCUGAAGAUAUUAACAUUCCGGAUAUAAUAUUGCCGAAUAACAGUGAUGAAGAGUUUGAUCACCAUAUCCAUGUUCACGUCUCAUCACUGUGGUAUUGGUGGAAAGAAGUUCUUGUAAUAGCAGCUAGUUCAGCAUUACUCCUCAAUUUGAUUGUGUGGCCUAGAUUAUUUGUGUCCAAAGAAAGCCCACCGAGCCCCUUACCAGUUGUUGAUUCGCCGCCCCCGUACCAACCGCCAGUUGUGAAUGCUCCAGAAUUUUUGAGUAGAUAUGAGACAGACUUCACGCCAUUGAGGUGCCUUGGUAGAGGGGGCUUUGGUGUUGUGUUCGAAGCGAGGAAUAAUAUUGAUCACAGAGGUUAUGCUAUCAAAAGGAUUACGCUGCCUAGGAAAGAGGAGAAGCGGCAGCGCGUGUACCGCGAGGUGCGUGCGCUGGCCAAGCUCGAGCACGAGCACAUCGUGCGCUACUUCAACUCCUGGAUCGAGGUGCCGCCGCCGCGCUGGCAGCGCGACCGCGACCGCCGCUGGAUCAGUGAAUUAGAAGGCGCAUCCCUGGGAAUGAGUGAGGAGUACACGAUGACGACACCACCGCCUCCCUCCUCCCACAAGUGUGACAGCGUCAAACUGGACCUCAACGGGCACAAAACAAUGGACGAUGUCAACCACGAUAAACUGUACUUCUCUAAAAGAAACAGGUCAAGUAGCUGCAGUGAUUCAUUCAUAAUAUUCGACGAGAAUUUAUCUAAAAAAGCGGAAUUGACGAUCUCAUCCGAGAUACCGCAGAAACAUUCACUGCACACCAGUGACCCGACACAGAGCGCGUCAUACAGAAAGCAGUCUAGCGGUGACAACGAGCCGUCAGUGGACAAGAGGCUCGAGAGGGUGAAGGAGUGUGACAAAAUUACUAAGACUGAAAAUUCACAGUCUACGAGUAAGAAAAAGAAGGGCCAUAGGAGGCACUGGUCCCUUGACCUGUGCUCGGGGGAGGCGGCGGCGGCGGCAGCGGCGCCCGACACCUACCUGUACAUACAGAUGCAGCUUUGCUUACGCGAGAGCUUGCACGACUGGCUUCGGCUCAACCGCACCGUCGAGGCCAGGGGAGAUAUCGCUAAUUUAUUCAGGCAAAUAGUGUCAGCGGUGGAGUACGUGCAUCUGGCCGGGCUGAUCCACCGCGACUUGAAACCUAGCAAUAUAUUUUUCGCGCCCGACGGCCGAGUGAAGGUCGGGGACUUUGGCCUCGUCACCGACAUGAGCGACAACUCACAAGACGGGGAAGUACCACCGUUCGACUCGCAUGCUAAACAUACUCAUCAAGUUGGUACCAGACUUUACAUGUCGCCGGAGCAGUUGAUGGGUCGUCCGUACAGCUACAAAGUGGAUAUAUAUUCCUUGGGUGUGAUCUUGUUCGAGUUGCUACAACCGUUCGGCACGGACUCGGAGCGCGUGCACUGUCUGCAGAAGCUGCGCGACCACCGAUACCCUCCCACGUUCCACCACAAGUACCCGCAAGAGACGGAGGUGCUGAAACUGAUGCUGAGUGACGAUCCAUCGAAGCGGCCGACCGCUAUGGGGGUCCGCGCGCGAGCCCCUCUAUGGGACCACACAGAUUCGCGAUUCCAUUUCACGCUGCCAAUGGGUCCUAUCGUCGCUUGAUAGAUUAAUUUUAAUAUUAUUUAAUGUAAUGCAGGUAACUGAAGUUUCGUGUUUGAUUAUCGGUCUAGCCAAUUCAGUUGAACUUUUUAAAUUGGCUUCAAUUUGGGUAUUCUAGGUACCUUUAAAUGUUCAUGGCAUGGUUUCCCAUAACAGGUGUCCUAAUUUGAGAAUCAAGCGUUUGGUGUGAUCGUGUGGCAUUUAUUUAAAUCAGUGUUUAACGUUAUAAAGAAGCACGUUUUCAUUCGGCGAUGUUCGGCAAUACUCGGCGAUACUCGGUCAUACUCGUAGUAACAUUAUAAAGUCCAGUAACUAAUUACCAAGAAUAAGUACGUGGAUUUAAUUGUAUUAUAAAUCAUAAAUGUCCGUUGACAAAAACAAAACAAGAGGUAUUUUUGUGAUUACAUUUGCAUACAAGAAAUGUAAAUGGCCAUUAUAUCUAAAUCACAUUGUACUAUUUGUGUGUGUUUAGUGACUACAAAAUUUUGGUAACUGUGACAAAGUCUGUUAUUUGUUUAUGCAGCUUUAUUAUAAUUAUAUGAUAUUAUAAGUGCAUUAAUUAGUCAUUAGUUGUUAUUUAAAUGGUCCAUAAUUAUAAUUAUUGUGACAUUGUUCUGUAUUUUUUGGAUUACCCGUUUAUGAAAUGUACGAACAAUAUUGUGUAUUUGUUGUUGCGAAUUGUCACUAAAAUGUAAUAAAUUUGUGUAAAAUUAAAAUCUAUAAAAUAAGUUUAUUAUACUGGUGUUUAAGAAUAACAACUACAUAUAAAAAUAUAUAGAUUUACGCACCUAAAUAGGAAAGAAAAAAUUAAUGAUCAUUUAUGUGACAUACAAUUACUGUGUCAAUUUCAGAGGCUGGUAAUAUUUUUGUGGCAUUUUCGUGUAUUUAGGUGUCUAAGUUAAUUUGAUACUUCAUAUCUGACUUAUAAUUGGUUAACUUAACGAUGUACUAAUAUCACUAUGCUAUUAAUGUUAAUAUACAGGGUGGAAGAGACAGUUUUUCAAAAACGAAUAUGCUCAUUAUUGUAAUCACUAGUGAAGUAAACACUUUUAUAUUUAUCAAAAUUUGUGGUAUCUCCUGUCUAAACUAAGGAAUUAUACUACCAUAUAAGCUUGUGGCUACGAUAUUAUAUUUCAAGUAAUGAAGCAUGCCUUCUUAUGUGCUUUUUUAUUUAAACAUGUAAUAUAUUCAUGUAGAUGAAAGAUUAAUAUUUGUACGUAUCACCAUUUGUACGACACACUCGUUAUUUUUAACACUACCAUCUCUCAAAUUGUUAUUUGCAAUAAACAUAUAGAGAUAUGACAGCUACUAAUGUAACUAAUAAAACAUACUAGAUUUUGGAAUUACAAUGUAAACAUAAUUCUCUCAUUUAUAUCUUUAUUUGUUUUUUUUUUUUAUUUGUCGGGUAACAGAUUUAUUGAUAGGACAAGAGCAUAAGAAUAAUCAAUGCUGGGUGGAAGUGACACUUUCGCAAAUUCAAUAAUAACGUCUCUAUUUAUUUAUUUAUUUAUUAUUCACUUGAAUCAUGAGAUACAUGGUGUUACAAAAAGCACAAGUACAUAUUUCGCCAUACAUAGACAUGUAAAUGUGGGAUCCUUAAUAAUAAUUUCAUUUAAUGUUAUUUAUGAGUCGUUAGUUGUUCGCUGGGAUUUAUGCCUGGAUUGUAUGUUGGAAUAACAGUGAUGUGUUGGUUAAUUUUGAAAUAAUUUGUAACACCAAUAUUAAAUAUAUUAUGGUUAUUAUGUCAUCAUCAUAUCAACCUUUAACUGUCCAUUGCUGAACAUAAGCCUCCCAUUUGGCGGGUAUUGCCAGUAGUUGCCACGCUUGGCAGGCGGAUUGGCAAGAAAUUUGAUGGCGGAUUAUCUUUUGACAGCAAUACUUAGAAAGGAAUGUAUUUAUUUAUUUGUGCAUUAAACAUGAUAUAGAAUUUGUAUAUAUUUCAGUGUCGCUUCUACCUGAAUGUUUAUUCUUGUGACGACAAAUUGUAAAUGUGACAACAGCUAUAUUCAGUGUAGUGAGUAGAUCUCAUUGUUUCAUUUGAUAAACGCGGUUAUUACAUGCUUAUAAAUCGCAGGUAUUGCGUGGACAUUUUAAAUAAUGUAUAUGUAGAUAUAUUCUAGUUAAUACAUUAUAUGUGUGUGAUCUAAUUAAAGCAAUCAAUACUGUUUAGUAUUAAAAAUAUAAGACUGUGUGUAGCUGUAAUGUAGUUAUAUACACGUGUCUCUAACAUUAUGCAUUUUAUUAUUAUUGUUAUAUACUUUUUAUAAAAUAAACAAAACCAAUCUUUUAAUUUCAUAUUUACACCAAACUAUUAUAUACUUUAUUGCACUUGUAAAUUACAUUGUUAAUGCAUUUAUAAAUAUUGUGAGCAAGGGUGGACUUAUCUCUGACAGAGAUCUCUUCCAGUCAACCCAAUGCAGUUAGAAAGCAUGUUGUUAGCGGGCAGCUGAAGUGCUACAACUAUUAAUAUUUAGAGUACAUAAACAAAUAUAUAGUUAAAUAAAAUAUUGAGAUACAUAAUAAAAUAUUACAUAAAUACAUAUACUAUAAAUAAAUAUAAUUAUGAAUAAUCAUAAUCUAAAUAUAUAAUAAAUUGAACUUAAUAUUAUUAGAAAUUUAGUUUAUAUUGGUAUUUAAAACAGUUAAAAUUUUAAUUUUAGAGGUGGGUUUAGAGAAAUUUGAUUGCAUUCCAAGAAUAUCUUUCUAUAAUUGGACAUAUUUAGGGUCAUGAAAAAUAGCAUACAAAAAGUUGUAUAGUAUAAAUCAAAGAAAUUUAAUACAAAGCUUAUAAACUAUCAUAAAAUGUCUAUGUUAGAGCUACGUGUGUAAUUUGCUUGAUAUAAGAAGCCACAGAACGAAAAUGAAAGAAGUAUUAAAUAAUGGCAAUUAAAACUGCAUAGUUUCUUAUACUUAUGAGUAGAGACAUUGAAAUUUUCAAAAAUAACCCUUAUUACAAUAUGUAAUGAUAUCAAUUUUGAAAAUUUUAAUACACGUAAUUUUUACUUCUCCUAUCUGUUUCUGUGGACGAAGUGAUUGAUUCUGAUGUUUAAUUUGACUUACCUAGUUUAACUUUAGUUUUAUUAAAUAGGUGUAAGUACUCGUACCUACCUUUGACUAAGAAUUAAUUACCUUUUUAUUUUAAGAUCAUGUUUUGUAAAAUUUAUUUUCACUUAUUUUUAUAGUGUAGGUAGUGUGCUAAGUCUUUAAGAGGUUCGAUUUCCGUUUUUUUUUAUACUGGUGUACUAGUUUGAAUACCAGGCACGAUUUGUGUGAUCAUAUAGCACUUUUGAUACCAUAUCUAAAUUCAGUAAGCCUCGAUAAAAAUAUUGUAGCUUGUUUUAGAGAGUACAAUGUAAAGUUAUUAGAGUACGCUAUUAUACUAUUUUAUAAUUAAGAAACAAAUGAGUUUCUAUUUUGUUUUCUAAUUAUGUGGGUGGCACGGCAUGAUAUCGUUCGAUUUUACCAUUACGAUAGAAUAAUGUAACAAAAUGAAGUAAGAAGAAUCUUUUAAUUUCUCGCAAAGAUAUUUUCAGCAUGACACAUGUAAAAUUAAAAACGACUUAACGCUCUUAAACAAUAUCGUAGAAUACUGACGGAUCUAUAUAUGAAAUAUUUGUCAGAUUUGUGAGUAUUCUACGACUAUGACGAUAUAUACAAGUUGCUUAAAUUUUGUCUAGUGACAAAAAAUCAGUAUGCAUUCAUUCGUUGCUAUAUGCUGAUUUUUAGAACAAUCUUGCAAGUCUUUCUAUAUAAUUUUCCUUAACAAAAAAAAAAAAAAAAAAAAGACACAGUAUGCCAUCUAUUGAUAUGCUUUUGUACUAGCAACACAAUUAGCAUAAUGCAGUUCUUAAAGGCGAAAUGGUCAUUGCUGUGCCAACCACAGUGACAAGCGACUCAUUUUGAACCUUAUUGUUAGUUUUUUUUUGUAUAUUGUAACUCGAUUUUAUUGCGAUUACGAUAAGGUUCAUUAUAAUUUUCUCAUGGUUGACCAUACAACAACUGUGUGAAUAAGAAUGUAAGCUUUAAGAAAACAGAAUUUUCAUGAAAAGGUUUUUUUCUUAUUAUAGAAAGAAGCUGUUGAAAAUCAUAUAAGUAUAUAAAUAAGGAAUUAAACUUUGUUUUAAUUGUAUUUUAAGGUGCUUUAUUGAUCAACUGAAUAGGUAUGUGUCGUAUCUUUGCUAAACUAUUUUCGAUCACAAUGAUCGAUACUAGAAUGUCAUGUUUUUUUUUAUGGGAUGAAAAUGAAAUUUAGGUUAAUCACAAUUCUGUUCAUUUAUAAAGUAGGUUAAAAAAAAUAGAAAUAGGUAUUCUUAAAAAGAGUAGGCGAGUUUGAGGGAGCGAGCGAUAUGCAAAGGUGCAUUUAAAUACACUUCGGCAACGAUAUCAUAGAUUUAAGCGGAUUUCCUUGGACUCCGUCAUAUUCCUAGUUUACUUAGAUUAAGAAUACUUGUUUCUAAAUUAAAUUUAGUAGAAGUAAUAUGUGUAAUCAUCAAUUUUUUUGUGAGUCUAUGACUCGCAUAAAUCCUAAUGGAUUAUUACCAAAAUUAAUUAACAAUAUUAUAUAAAAACAUUCGGGCAUAUGUUAAAGAAAACACUAGUUAUUAUGAAUACUUUAAUAUUUCUUGUUAGUUAUUAUUAAUUUGUGAUUUAUUAUAGUUUUGUUCGUAUCUAUUCAAAUAAAGAAUAUUGAACAGAA